AUGGCCUCGCCCGAAACAAUAAUAGACAGCAAAAUUCGGGCCGCCGUGUUGGAGCCACAAGCCGGGUUUUACCGCGCUGACGCACGACCCGGGAGGGCUAUAAGGAGAUCCGAUAAUCACAAAGCGGAGUCCGAGGUAAACGAAGACCGUGCCAACAUCACCAAUAACCAAGUCAUGAACCGUUCCCGCUAUGUUCCAAAUCCGGUCUACUCCGUCAACCCCUACCAGCAACAGCAACAACAACAGCAGCAACAACAACAAUAUGCCGCCGCCCAACAACAAGCCCAGAUGCAGGGCAUGAUGCCCGGCCAGCCCAUGCCCAUGCACCCCUCCGCGUACGGCAACCCCCAACCCGGCAUGAGCCAGUCCCCCAUGCAGCCCUCCAUGUCCCCGAACGCCAUGUGGGCAGCCAACUUUGCCAACGGCCCCAUCAUCGAGGAUCUCUGCGCACCACCACCACCCAUGGGCAUGCACGCCUCGCCGCCCAUGAACGGCAUGUACCCGCGCAUGGCCAUGGGCCCGAUGCACCCGGGCGGCAUGCCCCAGAUCCAGAACGUCUACGGCAUCCGCCAGCCGACCCCGCAUCCCUUCGCCCAGGGCAUGCACCCGGGCCAGGGCCAGCCCAUGCAGGGGAUGCCGUCAUCGCGGGUCAUGGGGACAUAUCCGCCGUAUACGGGCCAGCAGCAUGGGAUCGGGAUUGCGUAUCCUAGACAGAUGGAUCCGAAUGCCAUGAUGGUGCGGCCGAGGUUGGAGACGGGGUUUGCUAAUCCUGUCCCUACCGGGCCAGGUGGGAAUGGGUUGGGGAUGGGGCAGGUCGCUUCGCCGAAUAUGGGUGGCAGCCCGGGUGGCGAGGGGAUGCCGCCACUGACGCCGGUGGAGGAGGCGUUGAGGGGGUUCUUGAGCCCGGAUCUUGGGGAUCUUGGGGAUUUGGGGCGUCAAUGA
Messenger RNA from Chaetomium fimeti, 942 nucleotides. RefSeq lists its product as uncharacterized. NCBI's taxonomy places the organism in Eukaryota, Fungi, Ascomycota, Sordariomycetes, Sordariales, Chaetomiaceae. The coding region runs from base 1 to 942 and encodes 313 amino acids. The transcript has 3 exons. The record is from RefSeq and is a predicted model, not a curated record.